GUAUGUAAUAAUUUGUCCACUUUGUGGGCCUGAAAGACCUUCUCACCGAUCUCUAUUCUUAGUAUCCUUCGCUGCUCAUGUGCUCUCUGUUUACUCUCUGAAUUAUGAUUUCAAAUGAUUUCUAUUUUAAUAUUCAGAAAAAAAAGUUAAUAAACACAAAUUAAUUUACCAAAAAUUCAUAAUAUCCCGCCCAUUCCGUCUCCCUCUAAAUAAGUACUAUUAUACCUAAUCCUUCAUUAUAAUUUUGUUCUUCUUCUUCUUUCCCUCAUCAUCACUACCACAUCCUCGUCUUCUCUCCUCCUUUAAUUUAAAAUUCAUCCAAUUUCGCUCCUUUUUCCCUCCUCCUCCUCCCUCCGUUCCCCUAUCCUUCACUCCACCAUGGCCUCUAAACCCAAAGCUUCAGCGAUGGCGGUGACGGAAACAGAGGAGCUCCCACCUCUCCAACCAGUACUAAUGAAGGCGGCAGACGAAUCAGAAGAUAAAGAGAAUGAAAUGGUGACUCCAAAGUCGGAGAAUUGCAUCCUAAAGCAGCCGACCGUCUGCCCGCCGGCUCCCCGGAAACGGGAGCCGGCCCGCCGGAAACGGGAGCCGGCUCGCCGGAAGCCAUUAGCGGAGCUCAGUCCCAACAGAUUCUACACCGUGCCGCAAGAUUUGUCGUCGGCUUUCAUGAAGCGAUCCAAUAGCUCUCCUCCAAAGAAGAGAAUUCGGCUUCUCUGAGCCCCAUCCGGCCUCGUUUCGGCUCUAUUUUGAGGUUUUACUGUUUUUCAUCGUUUCAAGAUCUCGUUUUUAUUGUUUCUUCUUCUCUCGAUCCAUCUGGUGCUAAGAGAAAUCAGUGAAAUGAGAAGUAUAUAGCUGUGAUGUAAUAAUUUUGGUUUCAUGUCCUGUGAAUUAAUUCUCUCUUUCCACUUGCCCUAAUGAAAGCAUUUUAGUUCUUAUUUACUUCUUCUAUUUGAGAAAAAGCAAAAGCAAUUUCGCCCUCUCCCUCUCUAA
Messenger RNA from Phalaenopsis equestris, 990 nucleotides. RefSeq names its product cyclin-dependent protein kinase inhibitor SMR6. The record is from RefSeq and is a predicted model, not a curated record. The transcript has a single exon. The coding region runs from base 379 to 717 and encodes 112 amino acids. NCBI's taxonomy places the organism in Eukaryota, Viridiplantae, Streptophyta, Magnoliopsida, Asparagales, Orchidaceae.